GUCGCAGCGCAGGCCGGGGCGCUUCGUAGGGUGGCGAGGGAAGGUCAAAUGGCGGCGCUGCUGGGCGGGCUGGUUGCUUUAGGCUCCGCGGCCGGCAGGCAACUUUUGCCUGUUCCCACAUUCAGUGCAACUGUGGUGAGAUUUGCAUCCAAAAAAAGUGGAGGCAGCACCAGAAAUCGUGGAGGGAACAGAACUGGGAAAAGGUACGGCUUCAAAAAAUUUGAUGGACAGUUUGUUCACGCAGGCAACAUAUUGGCCACCCAGCGUGUGAUCCGGUGGCAUCCGGGUGCUCACGUAAGAUGUUCUCUUUGUUAUUUCAAAUACCACUUAAUUAAGACCUCAUUCCAUUUUUAUCAAAGCAUCUGUUUCCUUGUCUUACUCUAAAUUAUCCUGGAAUUU
Molecule: messenger RNA, 399 nt
Organism: Notechis scutatus (mainland tiger snake)
Lineage: Eukaryota; Metazoa; Chordata; Lepidosauria; Squamata; Elapidae
Source: RefSeq, a predicted model, not a curated record